Messenger RNA from Sclerotinia sclerotiorum 1980 UF-70, 1884 nucleotides. RefSeq lists its product as hypothetical. Bases 1 to 1884 code for a protein of 627 amino acids. Gene Ontology annotation, molecular function: methyltransferase activity. The record is from RefSeq and is a predicted model, not a curated record. The transcript is spliced from 2 exons. NCBI's taxonomy places the organism in Eukaryota, Fungi, Ascomycota, Leotiomycetes, Helotiales, Sclerotiniaceae. Gene Ontology annotation, cellular component: nucleolus. Gene Ontology annotation, biological process: rRNA base methylation.
AUGUCGCUCUACUAUGAAGCAGCUGAAGUUCUAGCUGCUCCUACUAAUCAAGGUGGUAGCUUAAGAUCAAGAAUUUUCAGCAAGAAAGAUUUGAAAUCACAACCAGCUCAAAUCUAUGCUCUGGCGAUAGAAUCAUGUAAAUGGAGUCCUAUUUUGAAGGAAGUCGUCGAAAAUGCAGAUUUAUUACGAUUGGAACGAAAGCUGACCCCAGUCAUGUCUCUUCUCCUCGUUCAUGACUUAUUAUUGGCAAAAAGAGGAAUUGCUCUUCCAGCCACUCAUGGUUUACGAGCAUCAAUUGAGAGACAUAAGGGAAGAUUGCAAGCAGAAUUGACCAAGGCAAGACUUCGGAGAAAAAUGAGCACAAUGGAAGCUUUAAAAGCCUAUGUCGAGACAGGUCAGGAGAAUGCAACUGACACAUCUGAAGCACCUUACCCUCGUUGGAUUCGUAUCAACACUUUAAAAAGUACUCUUCAGGAUCAACUCGAAUCUACUUUUACUGAAUUUGAACGUGCAGCAACAAUUGAUGCUGUCAGACAUCGAGGUUCUAAACGCAUAUAUAUCGAUGUUCAUAUUCCAAAUCUCAUUGCCAUAUCACCAAAUAUUGAUCUUUCAAAGAGUGAAGCAUACAAAUCUGGACAAAUUAUCUUCCAGGACAAAGCAUCAUGUUUUCCAGCAUAUCUUCUUGAUCCUCUUGCCGAAGAUGGUGAUAUUAUCGACUCUUGUUCAGCACCUGGUAACAAGACUACUCAUAUUGCGGCUAUUUUGGUUGAUCGACUUCCUGAACCAGAUGAAUCUACUCAAGUUAUUCACGCAUUUGAGAAGAACAAAGGAAGAGCUGAAACUUUAGAUAAGAUGGUCAAUUUAGCAGGGUCAAAUACGUUCACUACUCUUCAUGCCGGCCAUGAUUUCUUGAAGACUGAUCCUAAUUCUGGUACAUACAAGAAUGUUGGUGCUUUGUUGUUGGAUCCAAGUUGCUCAGGAAGUGGUAUUGUUGGUAGAGAUGAUAUGCCCGAGUUACACUUACCAGGUAUCAAGGAGCUUAGUGUGAAACCUUCUAGACACAAAAAGAAGCCGAAGAAGGCACCAGAGCCAGUUGAACCAAACAAGAAACGAAAGCGUGAAGACGAAGAGGAUAAAUUGGAAGUCAUGGUUGAUGAUGAUGGAGUCGUCACUGCUGUCGAUACCGAUGCCGAACUUCAAUCUAGGUUAGCCGCCCUCGCAGAAUUUCAACUGGAACUUCUUCUUCAUGCAUUCAAGUAUCCUGCUGCUCGAAAGAUUACCUACUCUACUUGUUCUAUUCAUGCCGAGGAAAAUGAAUCAGUUGUUCAAAAAGCAUUAGCUUCCGACAUCGCCAAGGAAAGAGGUUGGAAAAUUCUCCGUCGUGAUAAUCAAAUCAGGGGUAUGAGGGAGUGGCCAGUUCGAGGUUCUGUAGAAGCAUGUGAUGGAGAUGAAGUGGUUGCAGAAGGAUGUAUUCGAGCCAACAAAGGAGAUGAACAUGCUACUAUGGGAUUCUUCUUGGCAGGAUUUGUGAGAGACCAAACAUCAACGGUUGAUCCUGAAGCCGAGUUCAUCAGAGAUGAGCGUGGACAUCUUGUCCGCGAUUUAAUGGGGAUACCAAUCAGAAAAGAUCAGGAGACACCAGAAGAAUCGGAUACCCAUGCCCAAAUGGAAGCUGGGGAAUCUUACGAUCACGGACCGGAAGACGGUGAGGAAUGGGGUGGAUUCGAGGAAGAGGUUGCACCGAUAGUUCAGGAGAAAAGGGAGGUACCCGCUGCAGUUGAAAAGAAAGAAAAGGUCAAGGUCAACAAGCAUGCUCAUGAUGCGAUUAAGAAACGGGUCAAUAUGAGUGUGAAGGACAAGAAGAGACAGAAAACAAAAAGAUAA